Messenger RNA from Panicum virgatum (switchgrass), 651 nucleotides. RefSeq lists its product as uncharacterized. Bases 1 to 651 code for a protein of 216 amino acids. The transcript has a single exon. The record is from RefSeq and is a predicted model, not a curated record. Lineage: Eukaryota; Viridiplantae; Streptophyta; Magnoliopsida; Poales; Poaceae.
AUGGGACUGCCACCCCCUCCUCCAAACCCCACCAUCUCUCUCGCCCAGAUCCAGACGGUGAACAUUCGCGCUCAUGUUCAUAUCGUUCUUGAUCUCGAGAACACCUCCUACUCUCAAUGGCGGCGCCUCUUCGACACGGUCUUCGGCAAGUUCGGCCUUCGGGAUCAUGUCAUCAGCAGCACCGCCACCCCUCGCUUCUCCGACUCUGAAUGGGCCAUGAUCGACGAGUGCAUCGUCAAUUGGCUCUACAUGACCAUCUCCACCGAGCUUGUCGACAUCGUCAUGGAGCAGAACGACACCGCGCUCGCCGUCUGGACAGCGAUUGAGGAACUCUUCCAUGACAACCGACUCACACGCGCCGUCCAUCUCGAGUCGGUGUUUCGCUCCCUCCUACAGGGCGAUCUCUCCGUGACCGAGUACUGCUCCCAACUGAAGGUGUUGGCCGGCAAACUCGCUGAUGUUGGCCAUCCCAUUCGUGAAGAUAAUCAAGUGGUGAACUUGCUGCGCGGCCUCAACCCUAGACUUCGCCACAUGAUCUCCUCCAUCAACACGCAAGAUCCCCUUCCCUCCUUCCGCAAGGUGCGCUCUCAACUUCUUCUUGAGGAGAAAAGUCUCAAGAAUCAAGAGAAGCAAUUCGGCGCCGCCGCUUAG